UGGCAUUAGAUUAUAGGAGGGAGCAGCCGCCGACGAACCCAUCGCCCUGUACAACAAAAGUGUAUCGAUUAGCAACUGUAAAGCCGAGAUAAUCAUGGACGAGUUCUACCGCCCCCAGCCCCAGCGAGGCGAAUCGCAAAUGGCGCCCUCCUUCGUCAACAGGGCCAGCACCUCCCUACCGCGCCGAUUCACUGCAGAGUCGGGCCAUGUACCAACACUAUCCUCCUUUAUACCUGGUUCCCAGCGCCCAUCCGAGCCCACCGAGUUUGCUGCUACUCCUGCUGCGACUCUCCACAAGGUUCAGCUGUUAGAAAAGAAGAGACAGGAAUACGAACGAAUCCGAGAGAGCAAGCGGCGGUUCGAAGCCGAGCUCUCCAAACUGGACGCUCAGCAGCGUCAGGAAGAGCGCGAACUUGCACAGAUGGCAGAGGAUUUGCAGAUAGGCAGAUUCGCCGGCCACCAGUCCGAGCCGACCACACCCCCCGAGUAUCGCGAUGCCUCGAGAGGCUUUCCCUCCAUGUUUUCCCGCCCGAACCGGCACUCGACCGGGCUCGUUAACCGUGGAACCCGCUCUUUGCUUACAUCUCCGCCAUCGGGGAUGCUGCCAAUGCGGUUAGCCUUUGAUGACCAACUGCCGUCACGCUCAGGGCCAGGCUCACGAAGGAACAGUGACGAAGACGAGAAAGAAGAGGCUGUACGCCAGGAUCCCACCAGCCAUCGUUCCACCAAAGCGUAAGUACCUCCUCCUCUUGAAGCGCUUGAUAUGUUUUGCGUUGCUCCCAGUCUGCGAAGGCGCUGCUAUCCGAUGUGAAGCCGUUACGGUUCCUAUGAUGGGGCUGAAGAAGAGAUUACAAACCCCUCAAAUUUGACUGUGAAGGGUAUCGAAGUUUCGGCCCAUCUUUUUGCCUAGAAUUGCUCUUGCCCGGCCUCCUCUUUUGCUGGGUCCCAGGCAUCUCUUUUUCAUCCCAUCUUCU
Neurospora tetraspora is the source of this 974-nucleotide messenger RNA. RefSeq lists its product as uncharacterized. Bases 95 to 736 code for a protein of 213 amino acids. The record is from RefSeq and is a predicted model, not a curated record. Lineage: Eukaryota; Fungi; Ascomycota; Sordariomycetes; Sordariales; Sordariaceae. The transcript has 3 exons.